Acanthochromis polyacanthus (spiny chromis) is the source of this 5964-nucleotide messenger RNA. Its product is annotated as protein ABHD18-like. The transcript is spliced from 14 exons. Bases 656 to 2032 code for a protein of 458 amino acids. The record is from RefSeq and is a predicted model, not a curated record. NCBI's taxonomy places the organism in Eukaryota, Metazoa, Chordata, Actinopteri, Pomacentridae.
GGAAAGGAUAUGUAAUUGGUUGUAUUUCAAAUCUUUGCUUAAUGGUCUCUAAAUGAUAAAAAUAAGGUUAAUAGAAAAAGAAGGAAAUUGGUUCUCCUAGUAAACUGGCUGAAUUGUGAAAGUCAUGGGGGCUCAAGGCAAACCGUUUGUAAGCUCUAGUGUUUCACUUUUGUACACAAGCAUUUGCUGUACUUUGCAAGGAUGGGGGGAAAGGAUGGAAAGUGGGGCAAAAUUUUUCAGAAUGUAAAUCUGGUGAAUGUUAAUGUACUUAAUUUGAAAAAGGAAAGAUGAACUCGAAAUAUACAGGAGAAGAACAUAUCGUUAUGUUAAGGCAAGGGUUGUGCAGUGCGGAAUCUAUUUAGCCAGCCUACAGCAGACAGUUGUGGCUUAGGUAGUAGGUGGGUUGUCCAUUGAUCACAAAUUUUGCAAAACUUAUGAUUUUCAGUGUGGUUGAUUGUUAUUUGAAGGUUGUUAUUGUUUCACAUCACAAACGGUAACACGUAGAUCGAGAUGGGGAAGGAAAAAAAACAGAUAGUAGCGGCCAAUGAGAGGCGUAUACCUAAAUCCCAGUGGAAUGAACUCUGGAAGUUGACAGGCCUGAAGAUGGAAUGGGACAUUGUUCUGUCUCUGCUUGACAGAUGCUGGGGGCUGGUCCAUGGCUGUGAGUCGACUGGAUGUAUUUUACAGAAGACUGCUCCUCACCAAACUCUUCAUUGGGGGAUGGGGAAAGCCUGAAGACCUCAAGAGAAUCUUUGAGUUUCGUAAGAUCAUUGGAGACAGAGAGAGGUGUAAAUCUCUGGUACCUAAGGACUAUCCAGUUUACAUAAACAAGACAGAGGAUCUCACUGACUGUCAGAUCCACGAUGGGUUCUUUAUGUCUCCUCUGGAACACUUAGUUCCUGGAAUCCUGCCACCGGAGGCUGUUAAAGCCAGUGUGUGUUGUUUCAGGUUCCAGUUUAUAGUUCCCAAGAAGUGGCAGAGGAACAGACCAGUAUGCAUCCACUUAGCUGGGACUGGAGACCAUUUUUUCUGGCGCCGCCGGACCCUGAUGGCCAGACCCAUGAUCAAAGAGGCAGGAAUGGCUUCACUGCUUCUGGAGAACCCUUAUUAUGGCUAUCGUAAGCCCAAAGACCAACGGCGCUCCAGUCUAAAGAAUGUUUCCGACCUAUUUGUGAUGGGAGGGGCUUUGAUUCUGGAGUCAACGGUUCUUCUCCGUUGGCUGGAGAGAGACGGAUACUGGCCACUUGGAAUGACUGGCAUCUCCAUGGGAGGAUAUAUGGCGUCCCUGGCAGUGACUAACUGGCCAAAGCCCAUCCCUUUGAUUCCAUGUUUGUCCUGGUCCACUGCCUCCAGUGUGUUCACCACGGGUGUGCUGAGUAAAGCAGUGAACUGGACAGAGCUGGAGAAGCAGUAUGCAAUUAAUUCAGUGUAUGAAGAGGAGAUUAUUAAGCUGUUGGAGUACUGUGGGGCUGAUUCCUUUAAGAUGAUGCCCAACCUUCUGAAAAAUGUGAACUCUUUAGAGCAUCUGCUAGGCCUGUCUGGAGAUCAUGAAGUAUCAGUUAGUCAAUAUUCCAAAACACAAAUGGAAGCAGAGGUUGAUGGAGGCCUUCAAGGAUACAGGGCUGGAGAGAGAGAACAACAAUUAUCAUCCGUGAACAGCAAAGGAACAAGCUUGGACACUGUAACCAGAAAAUGUGGUGCACAUAACUCACACUGGAAAAAGACUCUCUAUCGGCCAUCAUUACAUAAAGAGUCAAUAAGCUUCAUGAAGGGAGUGAUGGAUGAAUGUACACACAUGGCCAACUUCUCCGUUCCUGUAGACACUAGUCUCAUCAUUGUGGUCCAGGCUAAAGAGGACGCCUACAUUCCUCGAACAGGUGUCCUCAGUCUGCAGGAGAUCUGGCCAGAAUGUGAAGUCAGAUAUCUGAAUGGAGGACACAUCAGUGCGUACCUGUUUAAACAGAAUGUCUUCAGACAGGCCAUAUAUGAUGCAUUUAACAGAUUUUGCCUGAAGUAUCCCAACCUGCAUUAGCCAUGGGAUGCUGAAGCUCUUUCCUUCCUGUGUGAGAUCCAGGACCAGCAGCUGUAAGAAAAAGCAACGUCUCCAAGCCCAAGUAUGUAGUAAAGCAGUACAGAUGUCUUCUUCUGUGACAAGACACAUCUGAGACUUACAGAUUCUACAUAAUUAGGUGUCAAUUGAGCACAAUCACUUUGCCAUUAUUUGUAAUUUCUGCUGUUCUAAAGGGAAGUGUGUGCCCCGGUGCACCCACAGAACUGUAGGUGACUGAAACCGUAGCAGUGUCUAAAAUGCUGUGUCAUGUUCCUGCAGACUGUAGGCAUGCACUUUGCAUGGCAGCUUUGUUGAAACUGGUGUGUGAAUGAGAAUGGGAGACAGUGUGAGAACAUUUUUCCUAUAAAUAAUUUGUUUUAUCCUUUAUUUCUUUUCAGCAUUAAGUCAUGGUCAAUAUUAUUUGCCUUUUUUGACAGGAAUUUACUGGAAAAGACUUGGAUGUCAAAAUAUCAAAUCAGUAUUUAGUAGCUGCAGUUAUUUCAAGUUCAGCUACUAAUUCUCAGUUGGAUUGACAACUGAACGAUUGUUGGGCUACUCCAGAAAAGCCCCCUAGUUGUCUUUAAGCCUUUUCUGUGUAGGUGUGACUGCAUGCAUCAAGUAAUGGUCUGCUAGAAAAGAGAUUUUCUCCUGAAUCAAUCCUGAAUCUCCCAAAUCACAGUUCUCUUGCAGACUGCAUCAGGUUGUCAUUCAGGAUUUCUUCCUUGUUUGCUGCAUUCUUCUCCCUCUGCUGUACCUUUACAAGCCUACCAAGCCUGCUGCCAAGAAAGAGUCCCAUAUUUUGAUGCUUCACAGUUGGGAAGGUGUGUUUGUGAUGGCGUGCAGUGUUUGGUGUCUGCCAAACGUAGUGCCUAGUCUGAUGACCAGAAAGCUCCAUUUUGAUCUCAGCACACCAAAGAAUCUUCUUUCACUUCAUACUUGCCUUCCAGUAAAGAUGAGUGUUUUUACUUAGCGUUUUUUUCAUCAGUGGUUUUCUCUUUGCCACUCUCCCAUAAAGCUUUAACUGAUAGGCCACAGUUCUUGUAUGAGCAGUCUCUCUCAUCCAAGCCCCCAAAUGUUGUUUCUCCUUAAGAGGAGAACCAAGAGGUGUCUUGGUGGCCUUCCUCACUAGCCAUUGGCUGACUUACAUGUGUGCCAUUUUCCUUCCAUUUCUUCAUGAUGGAACUGUAGUCCAAGGGACAUUCAGUGCAUUGAACAUUUUCUUGCAUCCUUACCCUGAAAUACCUUUUACAUUGUUGGGAAGGUUUUGCAUGAUGCAUGCAGGUGAAACCCAUUUUAUUAAUUUUGUGACCUCUGCACAAAUGGGAUGCACCUGUGUUAAUUCUGUUUUCACUCUGAAAUUAAGGAGCCUUUUCUUGUAAAUUCUUGUCAAAAAAGUUGAAUUAACUGACCAUGAUUCAGUGUUAAAAAGCAGUACAAGGAGAAAACUUCAAAAGGAGUGUAUAUUUUAUAAAGGCGCUGUACGUGGCAACUAUUUACAAAGUUCAACAGAAUACUUAUAGAGAAAUAUGGACUUUUUUUAAAAGUAAAAUUCAAUCACUCUUUCCUGCUAAAUUUGGAAAACUGCUGUAGACAGCAUGAAGUCAGAUUGUGUUUGUAGAAAGGCUGUGUGGCUGCACUGUGAACACAUCUAUGUUGUAUAGAUUUAUACAGCAUAGAUCUAUACUAACAGAUCUAUGCUAUGUUGUAUUUCUGUGAACAGAUCCACUAGGUGAUCCUAUGUUGUAUUUCAGUCAAAGCUGUCAUCCAGUGAACCAGGACUGACUCUGACAGCGUAGGCAGUGCAUCAUUUUUUUCUUUGAAACAGCAGAAGGACACAUCUGACAUAUUGUUGCCUUCAGAAGCUUUCCACACUUCUCUAACUGUAUGCUAAUCUUUACAUUUUUAUGUAUUAUUAAUUUGAGCUGGGACAGGCUGUUAGAUUUUAAAAGUAAAUUAAUGUUUAUUACAUUUUGAGAUUUAGUUUUCUUUUUUAGGCAUGUUUUUAAAUUUUAAAGUUUAAUUGUUGCUCUUAAGUGCAGUAAGAUACAAUCUGAACUUCUGCAGUAUAUCAUCUCACAACUGCUGUGAAACUGAUAAAAACUGAUGCAGACUAGAUGUGCACAUUAUGGUUUACACAACCCAAUCAGAUAUAUUCCUAAAUAAAUGGAAGCCACUGGCAAUUAGCUGUGAUGUCAUAACAGUGUAACUGUUUUGUGCAAUACUGGAUACAACACACAGUCACCAGUAUUAAUUAUUCUAGCAUUUGGUCCCCUGUUUGUCCUCACACUGUUUAAUAUUUACCCUUUUCAGCAGACGGUUUGGCAUGUCGUAGCAGAACAAACAAUUAGUCCUACUCUUAGUUCCAGUAAGCGUCUCACUAAUUCAUAUGUGUGGUUUGAGCUUAAUGUUCCUUCAGCAUUAAAGUCAUCUGGUGUAUCUGUACAUCCACAGGCAAGCAGCAAAAUAAGUUCAGCAUGCAUUUAAAGUUGCCAUUCAUAAAUAAAAUAGUACUAUCUAGCUUUUUCAAGGGUUUAAAACAUGCUGCACUGCUGUCACACUCUGUUGUCUAUUUGUUAACCGUGCCAUGGUUUGCUGACAUUUCAGCAAGAACCUUGUUUAUUCUUAUCUAUACACAGACAGCAGUUAAAGGAUGAGUCUAAUAAAAACAUCUGUUAUUCAUUGGACUUUAAAUGUAUGUUUAAUGAGGUACACAGAUUUCUGUGAUUUUGAGUAGAUUUUAAAAACCAUCUACACUAAUGAAAUGGUGCUACAGAUACAGUGCACACUGCUGUACAAACUGAACAUCUGUGUAAUGCAGUUUCAGGAGGAUUGACGGCAACAAACAGCUCCUUCAGUUUAUCAGGGAUACCAUCUGAAUCUCUCUUUUGUGUCAUGUGCUGUCAGUGUCAAAGUGUUGACAUCGUGAUUCAGCUGCAGUCUCCUACUUCCUCACACGCGUGUCUUUGGCCGGUACUGUGCCUUCAACACCUCAGAAAAUGUCUUGUAUCAACUUUUAUAUGUCCCUUUGAGCCAAACCGAGGAAAAACUGAGAGUUAAAGUCUCUCUCAGACAUAGAGUUUUUAAAAACUGUGUAUUUAUCAAAGUGACAUUUUUGUUUAUUCCCUCCAUAAAAUAGUCCCUUCCUAACUUAAUAUUGCUUACAUGUUACUCUGUACUGUGGCUUCCUCCAGAUGAAUGGAUAAGUAAAGCGAAAAAUGAAUCAUUUGGAUUGAGUGAUUUUUAAUUAUUCUAUAUUUUUUCAUGAAUAAGUUUCUUUUGGCUGGAAAUGACAUAAAAGUGACAACAAACAGUGAGAUGUUGUGUCAGACAUGUUAAUGAUGACUAUGAACUAUUUCAAUGUUGUUGUUUUUUCUUAAAUCUUUCUAAAAAUGUAAUGUCCAACGUUAUUCACCACAGCUGCAAUGAAACGCUUUUUCUGUUUGCUAACAAGCUUUGUGGGGUUUUGGACCAGUCCUCUUUUGCAACUAGCUUCAAGUCUUUGAGGUUGGAAGGCUUCCUUGCCUGUUUGUUGUGUUUUGUUUGUUUGUUUGUUUGUCUGUUCUUUGGUACUGUCAUGCAAGCUGUGUCAUUACUUUUUUCAUCCAAAACAAGCCAUCCAAGCAAACACUUUUAAGACUUUAUUGUCUGAGAUGCAGCGUUACUUUUUUUAAUCCUUUGUCCAAUUUGCAUCCCUGUCUCAACAUCUUUCAUAAGUGUUUACCUUUCCUCUUGUUUUCUCCUGUGAUUAGGACAAAUCUAGAGAGAAUGGGCCUUCUGGGGAAGGUGACUCGCUUGCAGGGUAGCAAAACCCCAAUAAAAGACUGAGUAUUUACAAAAAACCACAAAGUAUGUACACAUGACUGAUGAUUUGUUCUAAACAUGCACGUUGAUGAAUAAACUUUUGAUGAAAACUG